Molecule: messenger RNA, 1205 nt
Organism: Xyrauchen texanus (razorback sucker)
Lineage: Eukaryota; Metazoa; Chordata; Actinopteri; Cypriniformes; Catostomidae
Product: guanylate kinase-like
Exons: 8
Coding region: 1-672 (223 amino acids)
Cellular component (GO): cytosol
Molecular function (GO): GMP kinase activity
Source: RefSeq, a predicted model, not a curated record
AUGUCAGGACCCAGGCCUGUAGUUCUCAGUGGUCCCUCUGGAGCUGGGAAAAGCACCCUGUUGAAGAGACUCAUGAAGGAAUAUGAAGGGGUUUUUGGAUUCAGUGUCUCUCACACUACCAGAAAUCCUCGACCGGGUGAGGAAGACGGAAAAGGGCUGAAUUGUCUCCCAAUGCUUCUGGGGGCUACAUUACUUCCUGUAGCAGACGUCCUUUCCUCUGUGGCAUCUGAAGAUUACCAUUUUGUCACCAGAGAGAAAAUGCAAGAGGGAAUGGACAAUGGGGAGUUCAUUGAGAAUGCCGAAUUUUCUGGGAACAUGUAUGGAACCAGCAAAUCAUCUAUAGAGGACGUUCAGGCACAAAAUCUUAUCUGCAUCUUGGAUGUUGACAUACAAGGUGUGAAAAACAUCAAGAAAACUGACCUGAAUCCUAUUUAUAUCUCAAUCCAGCCACCCUCCAUGGAGAUACUUGAAAAGCGUCUGAGGGACAGGCAAACAGAAACUGAGGAAAGUCUACAGAAGCGUCUAGAGGCAGCCAGAAUUGACAUGGAGCUGAGUAAGGAACCUGGAGUUUUCGACAUGCUAAUCAUUAAUGAUGACCUUGAAGAAGCUUAUGAGAAAAUAAAAAGUGUUCUUACUGAGGAAAUUCAGAAGGUACAAGAUUCCAAGAAGUAGAAGUGGAGAAACUACGCAGGACAUCACACCUUUCUUUGCAGCCUUGUAAUGUGCAACUAAGAGUGUUGGUUCUCAUGCCAGACACUACCAGCUCUAUUCAGUUAAUUAGUCAAGUCAAGUGCUCAGCUCCUGGGAAUUUGUUAUGCACAAAUCUGUGCUAUGCCAUGUAUGCUAAAAACAUCUCACUCUCAGUUGAGAACUCCUCAAACAUUUCUUUUAAAACAGCAUGUUUGCACCUUGAAUAAUUAAGAGAGGAAUUUUUAUAUGUUUUGUAACCCAAAAUGAGUUGAGUAAACUAGUAUUGAUGACAGUAUUAAUUGCAAGGCUGCUAGAUGUACAGUGGGUCAUGAUCAUUUUAAAUAUUUGUGAUAUUUCUAGAGUUUAUUAUAGAGAAUGAAUUAUAAAGUUUAAAAAUCACAAACAGCCUUCAACAUGUUUAAGUCUGUUCAGAUGAAUAGUUAGAUGUUUUAUCUUUUAUUUCUAAAAUUAAUUUGUUAAACAUUUUUAUUUGUUUUUGGUUUAGCAAAAAUAAA